Odobenus rosmarus divergens (Pacific walrus) is the source of this 3477-nucleotide messenger RNA. It is a transcript of the gene OTOA, whose product is annotated as otoancorin. The transcript has 29 exons. Gene Ontology annotation, cellular component: cell surface. The coding region runs from base 1 to 3477 and encodes 1158 amino acids. Gene Ontology annotation, biological process: cell-matrix adhesion. Lineage: Eukaryota; Metazoa; Chordata; Mammalia; Carnivora; Odobenidae. The record is from RefSeq and is a predicted model, not a curated record.
AUGUCCCGGGAACCUAGGACAUAUUUUCUUUUCCUGUUCCUUUUUCUGAGCCAUGGCGUGGCAAGUCAUAGAGUUCCAGAUUCCAGGCAGGAUUUGCAUCCAUUGUUGCAAAAAAUGGCGGAAGAAAUAAUAGAUGGAAGCUAUCUGAAUGCAUUACUGGAUCUCAUACAGUUUCAAAGCUCCCAUGGGUGGACGGCAGACCUGUCCCACAGAAUCCUGGCCUAUCUGAAUUCACGGAAUGUCGCCUUCACCAUCCCCAGCCUGCAGGCAGCUGUGGAACACCACCUGGAGCAGCGUCUGUACCAGCCCCAGAAGCUGCUGGAGGACCUGAGGGAAACAGAUGCUCAGCAAUUCUGCACCGCCAUGAAAUGCCUCUUAGAAGACAAGAAGGACCUCUUGGAGCUGGAAGACAUUGUUAUUGACUUGGGAGAGAUCCGGAAACAAGCCUUGCAGAGCCCUGGUGUGAACCGCAGCCUGUUUCUCAUCACCCUGGAGAGGUGUUUCCAGGUGCUGAACUCGCUGGAGUGUGUGGAGAUCCUGGGCAGGGUGCUGAGGGGCUCCUCAGGCAGCCUUCUGCAGCCGGACAUCGCAGAGAAGCUCCCCUGGGACCUGUGUGAGGACGCUUUCAAGAACCUAUCUGCGGUGUUCAAAGAUCUCUACGACCAAACCUCGGCUCAUUCCCAGAGAGCUCUCUACUCCUGGAUGACCGGGAUUUUGCAGACGUCCUCCAAGGCUACUGAUGACUCUGUUUCAUGGGUCAGUGCAGAAAACUUAUGGAUUUUGGGAAGAUACAUGGUUCACCUAUCAUUUGAAGAAAUUGUGAAAAUUAGUCCUUUAGAAAUUGGGCUGUUUAUCAGCUAUGACAAUGCCACCAAGCUGCUGGACACGGUUUAUGACAUCACACCCGAACUGGCCCAGGCGUUCCUGGAGAGGAUCAGCUCCUCCAGCUUUGACAUGAGGAAUACCUCCACCAUCCACAGGCAAGGGCAUGAUCCCUGGCAUGUGCCCCCCGCCAGCACCCUUAUUUUCCCACACAGGCUGGGGCUGCUGGUCUGUUUCUACAAUGACCUGGAUUUGCUGGAUGCCGCAGUGGCCCAAGUCCUCCUCCACCAGAUGAUCAAGUGCAGCCACCUGAGGGGCUUUCAGGCUGGGGUUCAGCAGCUCAAAGCUGACCUCCUGGACAUCGCCAUGGAGAACCAGACCCUCAAUGAGACUCUGGGCUCUUUGUCAGAUGCGGUUGUGGGCUUGACCCACAGUCAGCUGGAAUCCCUCUCCCCCGAGGCUGUGCAUGGUGCCAUGUCUACCCUCAACCAGGUCUCAGGCUGGACCAAGAGCCAGGUCAUCAUCUUGUCUGCCAAAUACUUGGCCCAUGAGAAGGUGCCGUCUUUCUACAGUGUCAGCCAGAUGGGCGUGCUGCUGGCCGGGAUUGGCACCCAGGCCUUCUAUGGCAUGGAUUGCAGGGACCUCUUGCAGGUCCUGAGAAGCACGGUCUCUUUGCAUGUGUCUGACUUGUCACCUGCCCAGAAGCAAGGUGUCCUCAGCAAGAUGAUUGAAGCAGGAGAUACUACCUCAGGCAUUGUGGAAAUACAAGGGGCUUUCUUUAAGGAGGUGUCUCUUUUCGAUUUACGGAGGGAACCCGGAUUUAACACCACAGUCCUAAAGGAAAAGGAGCUUCGAAGGAGUCAGGCCUUGUUCCUGUAUGAGCUUCUGUCAAAGUCGACCAGAAGGCCCGAGGAGCUCCUGAGCACAGGGCAGCUGGUCAAAGGCGUGACAUGCUCCCACAUUGAUGCCAUGAGUGCGGACUCCUUUCUGACCCAUUUCCACUAUUUUGAGAACAACCUCUCCCUGCUCUCACCCUAUCAGGUUAAUUGUUUGGCGUGGAAAUACUGGGAGGUCUCCAGAUCCUCUACGCCACCCUUCCUCUUGACUGCACUCCCGGCUCGCUACCUGGCUUCUGUCCCAGCUUCCCAGUGUGUGCCCUUUCUGAUCAGCCUGGGGAAGAGUCAGUUGGACUCCUUGGUUUUAGAUUCCCACAAAAAGAAUUCAGUCCUUAGGAAGGUACAGCAGUGCCUGGACAACUUCAUUGCUGAUGAGUACGCGGUAGACAUCGUGGGCAAACUGCUCUGCCACUUGCCGGCAGCCGUCCUCCACCGCGGGGUCUCCACUCUGGCCUGGGCCACAGCCCUGCACGGGCUCAGAGACUGCCCAGACCUCAGCCCCGAGCAGAAGGCUGCGGUGAGGCUCAGGCUCCUGGAACAGCACGGACUUCCCCAGAACUGGACGGCCGAGACGACAAAGGACUUGGGACCCUUUCUGGUACUUUUUUCAGGAGACGAAUUAAGCUCUGUUGCCACAAAGUUUCCAGAUAUCCUUCAGCAGACAGCUUCCAAGAUAGCCGGGACCGUGCCCCCCCAAGAAUUCCUCUGGGCUGUCUUUGACUCUGUCCGGAACAACAGUGAGAAGAGCCCCAGCUCUGCCCCCAGCCCCGGUUGCCAUGGAGUCAUAGCUCCUUCUUCUGGUGACAUCUUCAAGUUGGCGGAAGCCAAUGCCUGCUGGGCCCCCCAGGACCUGCUCUGCAUGGAGGAACGGACAUUCAUUAGGAGCGUGGAGCUUCUGGGGGCCGUCAGGGGUUUCAGCCUGCCUCAGCUGAUGACCCUAAAGGAGAAGGCAUUACAGGUUUGGGACAUGCCUUCUUACUGGAAAGAAUACCAUAUCACCUCCCUGGGGCGCAUUGCUCUGGCUCUUAAUGAGAGUGAGCUGCAGCAGCUGGAUCUCAGCUCCAUUGAUACCGUGGCUUCCCUAAGCCAGCAGACCGAAUGGACCCUGGGACAGGCUAAAUCUAUUCUGCAAGGGUUCCUGGAGGAUUCAGGCUACAGUAUCCAGGAUCUGAAGAGCUUCCACUUAGUAGGACUUGGUACAGCCCUGUGUACUAUGAACGUCACCGAAAUCUCACUCAUAAAGAUCUCAGAAUUCAGGGUGGUGGUGGCCAGAAUCGGGACCCUGCUCUGUAGCACCCAUGUCUUGGCCGAGUUUAAGAGGAAGGCAGAAGUUGUAUUUGGGGAUCCCACCAAAUGGUCCAGCUCUGUCCUGCAGGAGCUCGGGACUAUUGCAGCUGGAUUAACGAAGGAAGAGCUACAAAUGCUGGACAAGGAUUUGAUGCCGUAUUUCCAGCCAUCAGCAAUCAAAUGCCUUCCUGAUGAGAUAUUCAAAGAGCUGUCCAUGGAGCAGAUCGCCUCGUUGGGCCCCGAGAACGCCGCGGCGGUGACCCCAGCCCAGCGCCGGCAGCUCAGCAUGUUGCAGCUGCAGAGCCUCCAGCGGGCGCUAGAUGGCGCCAACACUCGCUCCUGGCUGGACACGCCCCCGAGCGCCAGUCCCACCUGGACCCCCUCCUCUGGUUCUCCUCGUGGAGGCCCUGUCACCUGGGGUCCUUGGCUUGGCUGUCCUCUGCUGGUUCUCCUGCCCAAGACCGUGUGGUGA